ACCAAAGCAAACCUCAGCAGCUGUUUUAGUGUUUACGUUGUUUAAUUAAUAUACCACACCGUUUGUGUAAAUUUAGGAUUUUUUAAGGGACUAAAGAGCGGAUUUUUUUUGCACUGCAGCCUCUUAAAGGAGAUGAAGAUGAUAGCAAAUUAGCUAAACAACCGGAUUUUAUGUUUAUAUUUUAAUUUAAAGUUGUUUUUUUUUUUUUUAAUUUUGUUCACGUUUUAGUGUUUUUUAAUUGUUUCGAGUUACAAUGAAGGGCUUUCAUUCUGCUUUGUCGAGCCGGAGGAGGCGGAGGAGCAGCGGGGCGGCCGGGCUGCUGUACCCGCUGCUCGGUGCGUGUCUCUGGGCUGCGGUGGUCGGAUACAAGCCGGUGAUCAUCGUGCACGGUUUGUUCGACAGCUCAGGGGAUUUUAAAAACCUACAGCGGUUCAUCAACCAGUCUCAUCCUGGAACAAAUAUCACAAUCAUCGACUUGUUUGACAGAAGUGCCAGCCUGCAGCCCAUGUGGAAGCAGGUCGAGGGAUUCAAGGCAGCUAUCUACCCAAUAAUGCAAAACGCAGAAGACGGGGUCCAUUUUAUCUGCUACUCUCAAG
Plectropomus leopardus (leopard coralgrouper) is the source of this 596-nucleotide messenger RNA. The record is from RefSeq and is a predicted model, not a curated record. NCBI's taxonomy places the organism in Eukaryota, Metazoa, Chordata, Actinopteri, Perciformes, Serranidae.